AUGUAUCUCCAAUGUACGGCAAUAUUAUAUAUUAUAAUAUGUUUACUUGAUUUUGAGGUUUUCAAUAAUUUACAAUUCAUUAUUAUAAUUAACGGUCAGAAGGUUGUAAGGACAAAAGGAAAUAUAUAUAAUGGAAGAACAAAAAAUAUAAAUAAGCAUACACAUACGAAGAAAGAAAAAAAUAGAUGGUUACCAUUUUUUAUAUUCAACAAAGCUCGAUAUAUUAAUGAUAGGUUUGUAAAAAAAAGAAAUAAAUUGCAUACCCAUAGCGUACUAAAUGAAAAUAAUAAUUAUAAAGAAUCAAAUAACUCUCAUAUAUAUCAAAUAAGAAAAGAAAUAUUAUCAUCCCCUGGAAAUAUAAAAAGUAUUAUUGAAAAACAUGUUAUUAACAAAGUUUUGUAUGGAAAUAUAAAUAAAUACAAUAGCUUUUCAUAUAUAUACAACAGUGAUGAAAUAUAUGAACAAGUCAGCAAAUUAUAUGAAAUUUAUGAACAAUGCAAUAAAUUGUCCUUAAAAUUGCCCAAAUUAUUUGGUCUUCCUAUUGUUUUAAAAGACAAUAUAAUAACAAAGGGCAUCCCAACAACAGGAGGAAGUAAAAUAUUAUCAAAUUAUAAAAGUUCUUAUGAUAGUACAGUUGUAAAAAAAUUAAAAAAACAUGGAGCAAUUAUUAUUGGGAAAACACGUUUAGAUGAAUUUGCCAUGGGAUCAUGCACAGGUAAUGUACAAAAUCCAUUUAAUGAAAAAUAUUUAUCUUGUGGUGGGUCAUCUGGUGGUUCAGCUAGCUGUGUUGGAUCAAAAAUUCUGAACUGUUCAGUAAAUACGGAUACAGGUGGAUCAAUUCGAACACCCGCUGCAUUGUGUGGAUGUAUAGGAUUAAAACCUACUUAUGGAAGAAUAAGUAGAUAUGGUAUUAUACCAUAUAAUGAAGAGACGGAUGUAGUCGGUUUAAUAGUUAAUAAUGUUUAUGAUUGUAGUAUAUUAUUAGAUUGCUUAUCUGGAUAUGACAAAAAUGAUUUAAAAAGUGUGCAUGAAAAAAAAAAAAAAAAAUAUCAUUUAUUAUUAAAAAAAUAUGAACAGUCAGAAAUAUUUAAAAGCGAAAAGCCAUUAAAAAAUAUGAAAUUUGGAUAUUUAAGUAAAGAUUUAUUAAAGAAAUAUUUUGUUGACGAUACUGUAUGUGAUCAUUAUGAUAUGGUAAUGAAAAAUAUUAAAGACAUGGGGGGAAUAUUAAUAAAUACAAAUAUAUAUAAACUGGUUGAAUAUUGUUAUAUAUAUUAUAUGUACUCAAUGAUAGUAGCAAAUAGUAAUAUAGCAAGAAUGAAUGGAAUUAAUUAUAAUAUUCCUAAUAUAAAUAAUGAAAAUAAUUUUAUUGCAAAAUUACGAUCAAAUUUAAUAGAUGAAAAUGUUUUAGCACGAAUAAUUGGAGGGUCAAUUAUAUCAACAUAUUUUGAAAAAAAUAAUAAAAAAAUAAAUUUCCGUCAUGUCUUUUUAAUAGUAAAAAAUAAAUUGAUUUCACGUUUAAAUGAGAUUUUUGAGCAAGUUAAUUUUAUUUUAUUACCAUCAUUACCUAGAUCGAAUAAUAUAAAGGAAGGUUGUAACAUAAAUAUUUCUCCAUCCCAUGAAAACAGUUUAAAAAAUGAAAUAAAUUCAGAAAAAGAACACACUCAAAAUAAUAAUAAAAACAAUUUAUCUGUAGAAAGUAGUGAUAUGUACAAUAAAUAUAUGAGAGAAAUAUUUUUUAUUAUAUCCUCUAUUACAGGAUUUCCGAGUAUUGUUAUACCAUCAGGUGAAUUUACUAAAAAUUUGAAUGAACCUCAAUCUUUUCAAUUAUUAAAUCCAAAAUUAAAUGAACAUGAACUAUUAAAAGUUGCCUUAGCAUACAAGGAUAAAAUGGGUGUUAAUAAAAAAUUGCUUCACAAUUUGGAAAAUAAAGCUAGUUAA
This is a messenger RNA of Plasmodium vinckei vinckei, 1938 nucleotides long. RefSeq names its product glutamyl-tRNA(Gln) amidotransferase subunit A, putative. Gene Ontology annotation, molecular function: catalytic activity. The record is from RefSeq and is a predicted model, not a curated record. The coding region runs from base 1 to 1938 and encodes 645 amino acids. The transcript has a single exon. Lineage: Eukaryota; Apicomplexa; Aconoidasida; Haemosporida; Plasmodiidae.